CGAUUUCAUCAAAGAGUGAAAGCCGCGAAUAGCCUCACAUGCUUUAUUACGUGCUACGUGCUAUGUAGUUGACCUUUCAAAGUGGACAAGGCUGACAGCGUAAACCGUAUGUAUGGAUGGUAGACUUGACUUAAGGCUGGCAUCUGUUCUCAUGCGAUCAUGUCUCCGGCAAGGUCUUCUUCGCAGGUCUUAUAGUAGCAUCUGUAUCAACACCUGCUUACGUUCAGCAUGGCCUUCUCAUUCUUCCAAGCUUCCAUUUCUACGGCAUGCCAGACGAACAACAGAACUCUCUGCGCCAUCACCUAUCGUUAUAAGACGAUAUAGCACCGCAAAGGCCGGAGCAGUCAGUGAUCUCGAACGUCGAAUUGCAGCCAUACCCAUUGACCGAUUUCGCAACUUCUGUAUCGUGGCACACAUUGAUCAUGGAAAGUCCACCUUGUCCGAUCGUCUACUGGAGCUGACCGGUACCAUAUCAGCAGCCAACUCGAACCGCCAGAUCCUCGAUACCCUUGAGGUCGAGCGUGAGCGUGGCAUAACCGUCAAGGCUCAGACCUGCACCAUGAUCUAUAACCAUAACGGUCUAGAUUAUUUACUCCAUCUUGUCGAUACCCCCGGCCACGUUGACUUCCGCGCCGAAGUCACGAGAUCCUACGCCAGCUGUGGAGGGGCCCUACUCCUGGUAGAUGCAAGCCAGGGAAUUCAGGCCCAGACUGUCGCCAACUUUUAUCUCGCCUUUGCCGAAGGACUCGUGAUAUUGCCGGUUAUCAACAAGAUAGACAUGGUCGCAGCCGACGUGCCGAGAGUGCUCGAGCAGCUCGAGACUACUUUCGAGCUCGAUGUCAGCAACGCUAUAGGAGUAAGCGCCAAGACCGGCCUCAACGUCGAACAAAUAUUGCCGGCUGUCGUGGAGAACAUACCAAGACCUACGGGCGACGAAACGAAGCCUUUGAGAAUGCUUCUAGUUGAUUCGUGGUACGACAGCUUUCGGGGUGUCAUCUGCCUUGUCCGGCUCUUCGAUGGCACAGUGAGGCAUGGCGAUAGCCUCGUUAGUUUGGUAACUGGUAAUAAAUAUACCGUUGGCGAAGUGGGCAUACGAUAUCCUACACAGGUUCCCCAGUCUGUCCUACGUGCUGGUCAGGUCGGAUACAUCUUCUUUAAUCCCGGCAUGAAGAACAUACAGGAUGCCAAGAUCGGCGACACCUUCACCACCGUAGGUUCUGAAGAUAUCGUCGAGCCCUAUCCCGGUUUCGUGGAGCCCAAGCCCAUGGUAUUCGUUGCCGCUUUCCCCACAGAUCCCUCCGACUACAGUCGUUUAGCAGAUAGCAUUGGCCAGCUCGUCCUCAAUGAUCGCAGUGUUACCCUUUUCAAAGACCAUUCCGAGGCUCUCGGAGCCGGCUGGCGAUUGGGUUUCCUCGGUAGUCUCCACUGCUCUGUUUUCCAAGACCGCCUCCGGCAGGAACACGGAGCGAGCAUCAUCAUCACUGAGCCUGCCGUCCAGACCAAGGUUCAAUGGCGCGAUGGUACCGAGUCUAUCCUCCAAAGCCCGUCAGACUUCCCAGAUGUCGAGGAUAGCCGUUCCCGCGGGGCUACCUAUUUCGAACCAUACGUUCUCGCGACGAUGACGGUCCCAGAAGAGUACAUAGGCCGUGCUAUCGAGCUAUGCGAGUCCAACCGUGGCGAGCAGGAGAGUAUCGAGUUUUUCCACGGUAUGCAGGUCAUUCUCAAGUAUCGCAUUCCUACUGCGCAACUUGUCGACGACCUUUUUGGCAAACUCAAGGGUGCGACUAAGGGGUAUGCCACGCUAGACUACGAAGACGCGGGCUGGCGCGAGAGCAAACUAGUCAAACUACAACUACUUGUCAACAAGGAGCCUGUGGAUGCCAUCGCACGCGUAGUGCACCUGUCACAGGCAGACCGGCUAGGCCGAGCAUGGGUCACCAAGUUCAAGGAGCAUGUUCAGCGGCAGAUGUUUGAGGUGGUGAUUCAGGCUGCCAUCGGUAAGAAGAUCAUCGCCCGCGAGACUCUUAAGCCUUUCCGCAAAGACGUUCUCGCCAAGUUGCACGCGAGUGAUAUUACACGCCGCAAAAAGCUUCUCGAGAAGCAAAAGGAGGGACGCAAGAGGCUUAGGUCAGUUGGAAAUGUCGUGAUCGAACAAGAAGCUUUCCAGAAGUUCUUGUCCAAGUAGCCAUGCUACAUGCGAUGCUUGUUGUUUAUAUCAUGUACAUGUAUUAUAUUAUAUAUAAAUGUCAUUUCCAUCCUACCCUA
This is a messenger RNA of Hypoxylon fragiforme, 2265 nucleotides long. RefSeq names its product GTP-binding protein lepa. Gene Ontology annotation, cellular component: mitochondrion. The transcript has a single exon. The record is from RefSeq and is a predicted model, not a curated record. Gene Ontology annotation, molecular function: mitochondrial ribosome binding; GTPase activity; GTP binding. NCBI's taxonomy places the organism in Eukaryota, Fungi, Ascomycota, Sordariomycetes, Xylariales, Hypoxylaceae. Bases 113 to 2185 code for a protein of 690 amino acids. Gene Ontology annotation, biological process: positive regulation of translation.